Messenger RNA from Elephantulus edwardii (Cape elephant shrew), 1206 nucleotides. RefSeq names its product DNA-damage inducible 1 homolog 1 (S. cerevisiae) (gene DDI1). Gene Ontology annotation, biological process: proteolysis. Bases 1 to 1206 code for a protein of 401 amino acids. The record is from RefSeq and is a predicted model, not a curated record. NCBI's taxonomy places the organism in Eukaryota, Metazoa, Chordata, Mammalia, Macroscelidea, Macroscelididae. Gene Ontology annotation, molecular function: aspartic-type endopeptidase activity; protein binding. The transcript has a single exon.
AUGCUGAUCACCGUGUACUGUGUGCAGAGGGACCUCUCCGAGGUAACCUUCUCUCUCCAGGUCAGCCCUGAUUUUGAGCUUCACAACUUCCGUGUACUGUGUGAGCUUGAGUCUGGCAUCCCCGCUGAAGAAACCCAGAUCAUUUUCAUGGAGCGGCUCCUUGUUGACGAUCAUCGUCCCUUGGGUUCCUAUGGGCUGAAAGACGGUGAUGUUGUCAUCUUACUGCAGAAGGACAACAUGGGGCCCAGGCCUGCAGGACGCACACUCAAUCAGCCUCGGAUGGAUAGCAAUGGGGUAGCAGCCACGCCUGGAACAUCCAGCUCACGCCAGCAACCGUCCCAGCAUCAUCGUGUGCCAACAGUCCAGCUGACACGCGGCUUGGCCUCAGGAGAGAAGGUGGUCUCUUCCCAGAGUUUCAACAACCCAGCCUUGAUCCGCAGCAUGCUGCUUUCCAAUCCUCACGACCUAUCCCUGCUCAAAGAACGCAAUCCUCGCUUGGCAGAAGCUCUGCUCAGCGGAAACCUUGAGAGCUUCUCUCAGGUCCUGAUGGACCAGCAAAGGGAGAGGGCCUUGAGAGAGCAAGAGAGGCUUCGCCUCUUUUCAGCUGACCCUUUUGAUCUGGAAGCUCAAGCCCGAAUUGAAGAAGAAAUCCGGCAGCAGAACGUUGAAGAGAACAUGAACAUAGCUAUGGAAGAGGCCCCGGAGAGUUUCGGACAAGUGGUGAUGCUUUAUAUUAACUGUAAAGUGAAUGGACAUCCUUUGAAGGCUUUUGUGGACUCGGGGGCACAGAUGACCAUCAUGAGCCAAGCUUGCGCAGAAAGAUGCAACAUAAUAAGGCUGGUGGACCGACGGUGGGCAGGGAUUGCCAAAGGGGUGGGGACCCAAAGAAUUCUUGGCCGCAUUCAUUUAGCUCAAAUUCAGAUCGAAGGGGAUUACUUACAAUGCUCCUUGGCUAUACUGGAAGAGCAGCCCAUGGACAUGCUUCUAGGCCUAGAUAUGCUCAAGAGGCACCAGUGUUCCAUUGACUUGAAGAAGAACGUGCUGGUGAUCGGGACCACUGGCACACAGACCCCCUUUCUUCCUGAGGGAGAGUUACCCCUGUGUGCUAGGCUGGUGGAUGAUCUUGAGCAUGAAGACUCUUUGGACAAGGAAACAGCCAGAGCUAUUAAAAAGUCACCCAUGGAUUUGGGAAGGAAAAAGCAUUGA